Messenger RNA from Callorhinchus milii (elephant shark), 1038 nucleotides. RefSeq lists its product as uncharacterized. The record is from RefSeq and is a predicted model, not a curated record. The transcript has 3 exons. The coding region runs from base 76 to 1038 and encodes 320 amino acids. NCBI's taxonomy places the organism in Eukaryota, Metazoa, Chordata, Chondrichthyes, Chimaeriformes, Callorhinchidae.
AUUGCAGUCAGUGUUGUGUAUAUUCUAAGCGACGUGUUUGCAUUGUUUAAUGUCCUGCAUUGAGUUGUUGUAAAGAUGAGUACUCAAAGUGCUGACAUGUACGAGAGGAGUUUCAGGCUCAGGGUGGCACCGAGCCUGGCAGCACUGAUCCAGGCUCUAGCAUCAGUGACUGAGCUGCUGGGCAAGACCUCAAUGUCCGAGUCCCAGUAUGAAGCACUGAUGAGAUCGAUGAAGGAAGCCCAGACAGAGGGGACCAAAGUGGAAGCCUUUUCCACUGAGCUGGUGAGAGAGGUUGAUGGGGAAUGCGAGGACCUGGUUGUUGAAAAAAGCAAACUGGAGAGAGCGAGAAAACAGCUGGAAGGGAACUUGGAAAUGCUGAGCGGGCAGAUUAAGUCAAUUGACAGCAGUCUAAAGACAAACUCAGAGAAUCUGAGUCAGAAAAAGUCGCUGAAAGAGAAGACAGAAAGAACACUCGCAGAAUUUACAGUCACAGGAUGGUUAGGUUGGAUUGUUCUGAACAUGACAGGUGUGACAGAAGGUUUAAAGGCACGUUUAGCAGCCUGCAGGGAGGACAUUAGCAAGUGUGAGAGGGAACAGAUCACCUUCUCCAUGAAAAGAGAACAGAAAUUGCUGGAAAUGAAAGUGAUCAAGGAGCAGCUAAUGCAGAACAAGGUGAUGAGCGCAGGUAAACAGGCUCGCCUUGCUCAGCUGGCUGAAGUGCAAGAGACCCUCAAACAGUGCACCACGUUCCUCAGCCUCCUGGAGGGAAAGGUGAGCUGUCUCCACUGCCAGGACCAGUGCUUCUUUCAUGUGGAUACUCUGGUCACUACCAUAAGAGAUAUUAUUCAUCAUUUGGUGGAGGGGCUGAGCAAUGACCACUGCAAGCCUUUGUGCACAGAACUGGGAGAGGUGAUGAGCCACGAACUGAACUCAAUGAAGGAGACGAUCAGUCACAUCAGUGUAUGUGGUGCAGGUGUCAGUGAGGUACCUGCUCACUGUUCUUCAGCGGCCAUUUGUUACUUCUUUGCUGGAAUCUGA